This is a messenger RNA of Eufriesea mexicana, 1113 nucleotides long. Its product is annotated as E3 ubiquitin-protein ligase TM129. The record is from RefSeq and is a predicted model, not a curated record. Gene Ontology annotation, cellular component: endoplasmic reticulum; membrane. Gene Ontology annotation, biological process: protein ubiquitination. Lineage: Eukaryota; Metazoa; Arthropoda; Insecta; Hymenoptera; Apidae. The coding region runs from base 1 to 1113 and encodes 370 amino acids. The transcript has 6 exons. Gene Ontology annotation, molecular function: ubiquitin protein ligase activity.
AUGUCAGCCAUUCUCUUCUAUACAUUGUUUUACAUUUUAAUGUCAGGUUGUAUUAUAUAUCCACCUACAGAAUUUGUAUCAGCCGGUGUAACCAUAAAAGAUAUAUUUUCAAAUUGGUUAGGUAGUGAAAAUGAAAUUUUUAUACAAUAUCAUAUGAGAAGAAGUGUCAUUACAUUAUUUAUACAUUCUAUACUUCCGUUUGGUUAUGUUUUUGGUUUAGUCGUGUUUGGACACGUAGAUACCAAUAUAUUAUUAGAUCAUGCCAAUUUAUGGACAAUAUUUGUUACUUGUACCUUAUUGAUGCCUCUAUAUACUUUAUAUAAAAUUUUAGUAUGGUCAAUGAAUAAUUGGAGCACACAUCCUAUACCACAAAAUCUUGCAAUUUAUUGUAAUAGCAAUAACAACAAUAAUAGUAUACCAUGGACUACAGUAGCUUCUGAUAUUAAUGUAGAAUAUCAAAGAAUAGAUAAAAUAAUAAUUGCUACAAAUAGUAUAACAUCUAUAGUAGCCACUGAUAAUUGGAUAAUUAAAGUUUUACCUUAUAAAAUAAUGGUUGCUCAUCAGAGUGAUACAGCUUUAAUAGUUAAUAGAAGUGAUACUCAUGAAAUGUCACCUGUGACAAGAGGAGAAGUUCAAUUCAUUAAUAUUCAGGUAAAGCCUACUAGAGCCGGAUCACAGCCUUUCGACAUAAGAUUGAAUGUAUUUAAUUUUAAGAAUCUACAAGAUAAAAUCUCUCGUCCUAUUACCAUAUUACAAAAUGUUAAAUUUCAUAAAACUUUACUUGAUAAAUUUAUUGAUAAUUUUAAAGAACAGAUACAAGAAAAUCCAUAUUAUGAAUAUGCAGAGGAAUUAAGUCAAUGUAUAGGAUGUAUGCAAGCAUCUUCAAAUGUAAAAUUACAUAAACAAUGUAGUAAUGGCAUAGGAAGUGAAAACCCUGAUGCUUGUAUGAUGUGUUAUUGCCGUCCGAUGUGGUGCAUAGAUUGUAUGGCAAAAUGGUUUGCAUCAAGACAAGAUGAAAAUGCACCUGAAACAUGGUUAUCUUCUAAAUGUACUUGUCCAGUAUGCAGAGCAAGAUUUUGUAUUUUGGAUGUAUGUCUUAUACAAACUGUUUGA